CUUUUUUUUUUUUCUUUUCAGGACUUGAGUUUCUUUAGGAACUACACUAAAGCUCCAACAGUGGUGUUAACAGCAAAACAUUCCGCCAGUGGUGGAAAUACAGCCGCAGAGUGUAACGGAAUCGUCACCUGGAUUGAGUUUAUCACCAAAUCCGGAUUUCGAAUUUGUGUUAAAGAACUGUUUGUUAAACGCUUUGAUCCACUAACUGUGUCAUAUGCAGUAUUGUCAGAUGUUUGUCAGGAUGACUGGACCUAUUUCAAAGGAUAUUGCUACAGAAAAGUAUCUUCCUGUGAUUCGUGGAGUGGCGGCCAAGGGACCUGCGCUACACUGGGAGCUAAUCUUCCAAGUAUCCACAGUCAGGAAGAAAAUGUGUAUGUCCAGAGUCUACACGGUGGAGAAAAGUCGUGGUUAGGCCUGUCCGAUAUCAACACUGAAGGAACAUUUGUGUGGAGCGAUGGAACGACUUUUGACUUUCAUUACUGGGCGAAACACCAACCAAACAACUUUCACAAUGAGGACUGUGUUCACACUCUUGGUUUUCUCCUGGGUCAUAAGUACGAAUGGAACGACGUCAAUUGCUCAGACUGCCACAGAUUCACCUGCAAGAAAGAUUAUGAUGAAUGCGGCGAUUUCUCGUACAACUGUCCGGUGAACACAACAUGCGUAAACAAUGAUGGUUCUUACUCAUGUCAAUGCCCUGUUGGAUAUCGUUUGGAUGGAGAGAACUGCACCGACAUUGACGAGUGUAAUGCUUCUGUCCGAGUAUGUGACGUCAAUGCCAACUGCCAUAAUACUCUUGGAUCUCAUGUUUGUUCCUGUAACUAUGGAUUCACAGGAGAUGACAAAACUUGCACAGCUGUAAAAAAGGACUGUGCUGAGCUGUACAAAUCUGGAAAACGAAACAGCGGUGUGGAUACAAUCAACCCUGAUGGAUUAGGUGCCUUUGAUGCUUUCUGUGAUCAAACAACAGCCGGGGGAGGGUGGACAGUGUUCCAGAAAAGAAUGGAUGGCUCGGUUGACUUCUACCGCGUCUGGACUGACUAUAAACGAGGGUUCGGUAAUUUGAAUGGCGAGUUUUGGCUCGGACUUGAUAAGAUACACCGCCUGAGCAGCAGUGGAAAUAUAGAUUUGGGGUCGGAAAAAAUGCUGUUACUACAACUUCUUUCGUUUCACGUUUCUUGCAGAAUGUCAGCUUCACCAGUCCAUUUUACUCUCCACCCGUGA
Messenger RNA from Orbicella faveolata, 1224 nucleotides. RefSeq names its product fibrinogen-like protein A. Lineage: Eukaryota; Metazoa; Cnidaria; Anthozoa; Scleractinia; Merulinidae. The record is from RefSeq and is a predicted model, not a curated record. Gene Ontology annotation, molecular function: calcium ion binding.